CCUGACACGAACGGGCAGCGUUGUAACUUUGACCCAGUAAACUAUCGCUUUAUCUUACACGCCUGGAUACACACAAGAUCACCAGGACAUUGCUUCAGCUGGUGUGCUGGUUGAAGGCCCAAUGAAUACAGAAAUGUUGGAUCUCGUCGGCCACUCAGAACUAACACAGACAGCACACCAUUGUUAAAAGAAAAUCGUUAGCAAUAUGUCGAAGACUCGGCUGAUCGAAGUGUUGACAUGCACACUAUGCGGUGUGUUGUAGGGCUCCAGGAGUCAACUGUGACCAUAAGGACAUCGUCCAGCACAGACGAUGGAUGACUCGGUGAGGAAUAUCAUCAUUGGAGCAACAUGCGGGGGCGUGCUUCUACUCAUCCUCGUUGGCAUUGUGGUAAGUGAAUUUUGAUCGUAUUUAUUGUAUAAGCUGUUUUGUUGUCAAAACAGCGGUGAAGUUAAACAGCUAAGCGAAAUCAUCUAUUCAAAUCAAGACAAAAUCUUUGAUUUUCUUCCGUUGGAUGGGAGGAAAAAUGAUUCUUUGGCGAAUAUCGUUAUGUAAAUAUUGAUAUGGGUGCUGAGUGGCCGAUUGAUCUAAUCUGAGCAUAUCUCAACCAGUUUAUGGUUGCUCAGCUUGCACUUUAAAAUCCAUUUUUUUUUUUCAAAAUUUAUUUGUGACAAAAAUUCAAUAAUAUUUAUACAAACUUAUAAAAAUUUUCCAUUAACAACAAGAAUCUGAAUUUAAAGUCUGUAUAUCGGCAUUAUGUCUGCUUCUCGCUGAUGUUGAAUUAUGUUACCACUGCCGUUCCGGGUUAAAAGCGAUACAAUUAAUUCCGUUAAUCAUCUGGCGGGCCGGAUAAACGGAAGUCGCUCUCCUCCGGCCCCAACACUAAAACAGCCACCAUUUCUUUUUUUUUUUUCUAAUACAAUAUUAAAAACAAAAAAAAUAGUAUGAACUUGCAAUAAUGAAUUAUGGGGCCUGGUAGUUUUAGUUGAUGUUCAGGCUGGUGUGAGCAAAAUGAAAAAAAGUAAAUUUAAAAAAAUAAUAAUAAUAAUUGAAAGCCUUAUUCACUAAAGCUAUGGCCGUUUAUGAAAUUUAAAAAAAAUAGUCUCAAAAGCGGCCAAUUUUUUUAUCACUAAGAUAUGGGCUCUAAAAAAAUAAAUCAUUCGUUUAAAUUGUCCAGUUAACUUUUCAAGUUUCGCGAUAAAAGUUCAGAUUUAAUUUUCCGAUGAUUUGCCUUAUUCCUUAAUAGUUUAAGUCAACAAGUGAGUAAUUAAGUUUUUAUAAACGAAAAAACUUUGUGUUUUUUUACUAUUAUUAGGAAAAUACAUUUCGAAACCUCUAACAAUCAUUUAGAAAUGUCUAAAGACGUAUUUUUUUAGAAACUUAAAUUUUGAUUUUAGUACAUUUGAGGGAUAUCACAGAGACUUGGGAAACUUUAAGAAAAUUUUAAAGACUUAUUAUAUAAUUUUGAAACCCUUAUAAAAUACUGAACGUAGAAGUUAGACCAUGUAGAAACUUCAACGUUAUAUUAAUAUGGAAUAUAAAGGGUCAGUCUUCCACAUUUGGCCUUACAUCCAUGAAUGCACGGUGUGCGUAUUUCUUACGUUUGUCAGAUUGUUUAAAGGUGCAUGUUAAUUCUAUUUUUCAGAUCUGGUGCUACUGGAAGAAACGAUUAAAGGUAAACAAAAUGGGGGUCGGGGAUAUAUUUUGAUAUCUUUACUAAAAUUUCUUUAUUGAAAUGUUUUCUUACCAACUCACGUGCUACUGACAUCAAAAUUUUCCAGUCGUCAAUGCAUAUAAAUAAUGUACAUGUUAUGAAUCAGGCAGUACAUAUAGUUAACAUACAUAAUCGUCCCCAAAAAUAAUUCUAAAAACUCCUUCACAAAUGAAUUGAAUAUUUAAAGUGCCAAUCCGUCUUAACCAAUAGAUUCAUUUCUAUAAAAAGUCUUCCAAUCAAGAAAACGAAUUUAGAAAAUAUAUUAUAAAAGUCCAGGGAUAUUUACCAGCACAACAUUAUUUGACUUUCCAAACACACGUCAUCACAAUUUCACUUUUUAAAUCUUAAAACAUUUUUUUUAAAACACAUUGUUUACUUUUAAUUUUAAAAACUUUUUUUUUUUUUUUUUUUUUUUUUUUUUUUUUUUUUUUUUUUUUUUUUUUUUUUUUUUUUUUUGUAAUUUCAUUUAACCUAUAAAAUUUUUAUAAAAAUUCAGAGAUAAUAAUAAAUUAGAAUUUCAUAUGUUUAAAAACAUAUUUUCGUCAUUAAUUUUUCAGAAAUGUUGCUGUUGUCCAGGGAAGGUUAACGACGUCGAAGACCAGAACGGCGCUGCGAACCAUGGUCUCCCUUCAGCCACGCCUCUCACGGGUCAGGAUAAUAAAAGCUUCCAGACUUCGUCAACACAGCUCGCGGUAACCAACAGUUUGGAGAUUACGUCUGAAAUCUCAGGUACACAACAUCAUCAGCAAGUUCACGGAGGAGAGCAGUUGAAGAGAUUACAAGAAUGGAAAACAUUACAGCAACUGAAGGACACGCAGAGACAGGAGCAACAGAGGCAAGAACUGCUCAGUCUGGAAAAUCUGCGACAGGAGCAACAGCGUCAGGAACGUAUUCACCAGGAGCGCGAACGCCAGGAGCAACAGCGUCAGGAAUCGCUCCGUCAGGAACGUCUUCGUCAGGAGCAACAGCGCCUGGAGCAACAGCGCCAAGAAACGCUGCGUCGGGAAAAUCUUCGCCUGGAGCAAGAACGCCAAAACCAGUUACUUCAGGCGCAGUAUAUCAGAAAUGACAACGUGAAUGAGCAGCAGAGGGCCAGGGGACGUUCGAGGCAGAGGAAUAGAAAUAAAAACAGAAACAGGUCGGACUCACGUGAUCAGUCGGACCAUCGAGAAGGGUGAGUAUCGUGUAAAUAAUGUGUGCAUUGUAUAAAUAGUGUGUGCAUUUUGUAAACAGUAUAUACAUUCUGUAAAUAGUGUGUGACUUUUGUAAACAGUGUGUGCAUCGUGUUUCUCACGAGCUGCACAUGCACAAGAGAAUAUACAACACAGCAUGAUUCACAUUAACUUAUAUGCCUUAAUAAUGACAUAUCAGCUCCUUAAUAUUUAGGUUUUCAUUUAAAGAUUUGGAAUGACCCACAAAUUAUCAUUUACUUUCCAGAAAUGUUUAGGAACUAUACCAUAGAUCAUAUGUAUGAAACGUUUUACAUACGCAGGGCUGGGAAUGCAAUGAGUAGUGUUUUUAGCUCAUUCAUUGAUUUUGAAAUGGCUGCUCCAUUUGUUGCCAAAUCAGGAGUUCGGGUAUUUAAUUGUGUAUAACAAUUACUUUAUAAUACCGACAAAUCGCCGGUUUUUUAUUUGAAGGAAUAGGUUUGUGGAGACACGUGGCUUCCUGAGAGAUAAACUGUAACUAAAGAUUUCAACUGAAUCGGAAGGGAGAAUGCCAACAGUUGUAUUUAUUUCAUGGGUUAAAAAAUUAAAACACAUUUUUGUCGGUGGACAAAGAUGGUGGUGAACUAAAUGUUGGGCGAAGAUGGUAGGGAACGAAAUAGUGGGCGAAGAUGGUAGGGAACGAAAUAGUGGGCGAAGAUGGUAGGGAACGAAAUAGUGGGCGAAGAUGGUAGUGAACGAAAUAGUGGGCGAAGAUGGUAGGGAACGAAAUAGUUGGCGAAGAUGGUAGGGAACGAAAUAGUGGGCGAAGAUGGUAGUGAACGAAAUAGUGGGCGAAGAUGGUAGGGAACGAAAUAGUGGGCGAAGAUGGUAGUGAACUAAAUAGUGGGCGAAGAUGGUAGUGAACUAAAUAGUGGGCGAAGAUGGUAGUGAACUAAAUAGUGGGCGAAGAUGGUAGUGAACUAAAUAGUGGGCGAAGAUGGUAGGGAACGAAAUAGUGGGCGAAGAUGGUAGUGAACGAAAUAGUGGGCGAAGAUGGUAGGGAACGAAAUAGUGGGCGAAGAUGGUAGUGAACUAAAUAUUGGGCGAAGAUGGUAGUGAACUAAAUAUUGGGCGAAGAUGGUAGUGAACUAAAUAGUGGGCGAAGAUGGUAGUGAACUAAAUAGUGGGCGAAGAUGGUAGGGAACGAAAUAGUGGGCGAAGAUGGUAGUGAACGAAAUAGUGGGCGAAGAUGGUAGGGAACGAAAUAGUGGGCGAAGAUGGUAGUGAACGAAAUAGUGGGCGAAGAUGGUAGGGAACGAAAUAGUGGGCGAAGAUGGUAGUGAACUAAAUAUUGGGCGAAGAUGGUAGUGAACGAAAUAGUGGGCGAAGAUGGUAGUGAACGAAAUAGUUGGCGAAGAUGGUAGGGAACGAAAUAGUGGGCAAAGAUGGUAGUGAACUAAAUAUUGGGCGAAGAUGGUAGUGAACGAAAUAGUGGGCGAAGAUGGUAGUGAACUAAAUAUUGGGCGAAGAUAGUAGUGAACGAAAUAGUGGUCAAAGUUAACUAGGCGGUUUAAUAAAAUAAUGUAUUUCGAUCACUGGGAAUAUCACUCAUUUUUUUUUUUAAAUUUCCUCAUCUGCUUUAAAUAACAGACACAGAUUUUAUAUAGUUAAGCUAUCGACUUAUUGAGUGCAAAAAGUGUAUGUACAUAUAAAGAUUCAAGAUUUGGGAAAUAAAAAUAAACUUCUUAUCGAAAGUUUUUAAAUAAAAAAUCAAUAUAUCAUUUACAAGGGUUCAUUGCUGUUAUUUUUUUUUUUUAAAGAAGGAUUUCCAUCAAGCUAUAUUCCCUUAAGGGUCAUUAUCGUUAGAGCUCAACUUUCAUUUAAUAUGCUUGAAGUGACUUUAAAUGAAAUUCCCACUUGGUUUUAAUUUAAUUUCAGUUUUGAACAUAUUGUUGUUGGACUGGAAAUUCAGCACAAAACUUCUUAUGGGGACAUUUAAAUGUCAAAAUCAAUCAAAACCUGUUGGUUUCUUAAACUGCCCUUUGUGAAAUAGGAAUCCAAGCAGAAGCGGAUCUGGUUUUCAAAUUUUCCAGUCCCCAAUAUUCAAUUGAUACUCGCUCAUUGACCAGUUAUUGUUAACCAAUUGAAUGUAAAGAUAAAAAAAAUUAUUGCUGAUUUAAAUGAAAAUUGUCGUUUUAUCAAAUAUUUAGAGAUCCUAAUAAGACGUUAGAUCUCCAUGGGAUGCAUGUUGGUGAAGCCAUGAAAAAUGUUAUGAACUUUGUGUACAUGAUGGAGGAAGGUGGGUAUGUUAGUCUACAUAAUAAUUAUGGAACUUUCAAUAUUACGAAACAAUUUAGCUCCAGCUCUAGACUAAGUAUAUUAAGAUUAAACCAUUUUAUUAUUAUGAAGUUAAAUGAUUUUUUUAAAAUAUAUAUUUUAUGCUAUAGAUUGCAUUUGUUAGCAUUUUAACAUGAACUGAUGACAUUUGUAAGAUUUCGCUACGGUAAAACUAGAUAAAAUUAUAAGGCCUGGUUGAUUUGAAGACAAUGAUUACUUUUCAGUCUACAACAGGAAUAAUUAUAGCCGAGCGGACAGAUUCAUCUACGUCAUAACUGGGCGUGGCCUCCACAGCAGAGGCGGUGUCCCAAAAAUCAAGCCAGCGGUGCAAGGCUAUCUCGACAAGCAUGACUACAUGUCAGUACACUUGAAUUAACUACAAAGGCUAAACUGUUUGUCAAUCGUUUGUUGUAUAACAUAACGAAUUUUUUUAACGGGCUUUAACAUUCAUUUACAUUUGAACUAGUGGGUUUUUAAUUUCUUUUAAACGUGUUGAUUUGCACGUGGGAUUUGUCGAGCGGUGUGGGGGGGGGGGAGGUCGAUAUGAGGGGGGGGGGUUUGUUGAACAGGGGGGGUGGUAAAUAUGAGGGGAGGGGGUUUGUUGAACAGGGGGGGUGGUAAAUAUGAGGGGAGGGGGUUUGUGGAUGGUUUGGGGGUUUGUUGAGAUGUGGGGGAGGGGAUUUGUCGAAUUGAGGAGGGGAGUUUGACGAGCUUGGGGGGGGGGCUAUGUUGGCAAAGGGGCGAGUGUCCCCUUUCGCCCCUUCACACGGCCCAGAUUUUUAGCUUUUCAGCAGAAACAUAUAUUUGUUCCAUGACAUGUGUUGUGAUUGAUAAUGAGUUUCAUCGUCUAUCCAGGUACGAAUGGAAUAAUAUGGGAGGAAUGGUCACAAUUGAUCUAUUGUCAAAACGGCGAAACCCAUUCUAGCAACACUGUGGCUCAGUUAUCGACAUAGAAGAAGCAGUGCCACUGUGGAUCAUCUUUCGACUCAACAGAAACAGUAUCACCGUGGCUCAACUUUCGACUCAACAGAAACUGUGCCGCCGUGGAUCAACUUUUGACUCAACAAGAACAGUGCCGCCGUGGAUCAACUUCGACUCAACAGAAACUGUGCCACCGUGGAUGAACUUUCGACUCAACAAGAACAGUGCCGCCGUUGAUCAACUUCGACUCAACAGAAACUGUGCCGCCGUGGAUCAACUUUUGACUCCACAAGAACAGUGCCGCCGUGGAUCAACUUUCGACUCAACAGAAACAGUUCCACUGUGGAUCAACUUCGACUCAACAGAAACAUUGCCACUGUGGAUCAACUUUCGACUCAACAGAAACAGUGACACCGUGGAUCAACUUUCGACUCCACAAAAACUGUGCCACCUUAUAUCAAUUUCCGACUCAACAGAAACAGUUCCACUGUGGAUCAACUUUCGACUCAACAAAAACAGUUCCACCUUAGAUCAACUUUAGACUCAACAGAAACAGUUCCACUGUGGAUCAACUUUCGAUUAAACAGAAACAGUUGCACUGUGGAUCAACUUUAGACUCAACAGAAACAGUUCCCCUGUGGAUCAACUUUCGACUCAACAGAAACAGUGCCACCGUUGAUCAACUUCCGACUCAGAAAAAACAGUCACACUGUAUAGCAACUUUCGGCUCUACAGACACAUCUCAUUGUUGAUAAACUUUCGACUCAACAAAAACAGUGCUAACUCCUAGAGCAGUUAAAACCUAGAGAUCAUAUUUUAUAUUUUUACAGAAGGCUGUGCUAUUCACUGUUACCAUUCAAAUAAUAUAUUAUCAAACAUUUCAAAUUUUUUUUUAAAAUGUUGUCACUAAUCAGGAAGCUGCUUUGUGUAUUUAAUAUUUCCC
Lymnaea stagnalis (great pond snail) is the source of this 7061-nucleotide messenger RNA. NCBI's taxonomy places the organism in Eukaryota, Metazoa, Mollusca, Gastropoda, Lymnaeidae. The record is from the annotation of a GenBank genome assembly.